AUGAACUCAAAUAAUUAACUUCAAGAUGAAAUUACUAAAGAACUUUUAAUCAUUAAACAAGACAUUGAAUUCAAAAUCCCUGAAUUCAUUAGAUAAGGCUGUCUUGAAUUCAAAGUUGACUAAAUUUCAUUCUAAAAAAAACAAGAUAUCAUCAAAUGUCUUGGAGGUCCCAAAUAUAAACAAGAUAAUCAAUUUGUCUCUAAAUUAACAGAAUGUUUACUCAGUCAUCUACUUAGAAUGAAAAAAUGCAGUCUAUAAUCAACUAAUAUCAAUCCAGCUAGACCCAUUUAUCUUGGAUAAUUAAUUACAAUCACCAUGUUUUAUUAUGAAGAUAAAAUUAUCAAAUCUUAUUCAAUCUUAGAAGAACUAACUAAAUUUAUCAAUAAAUAAAUUCAUAUCUAUUUUGAAAGUAUUAGAGAUAGAUUAAAACUUAUCAAAGAUAAAGAAUAACUAUUAUUAAAUUAAUUAAAACAUUCUUAAACAAAUUGUGAUAAAUUAAAUGAAUCCCUUUAAGAUGCCAAUUUUCUUAAAUGUUUUUGUCAUUCAUAACCAGGAUUAUAUGCUUCAAUCAAAACCAAACUUAAUACAUCCAAAAGUCUUAAAUGCAAAAUAUGCUCAUAAAACUUUCAUGCUUUAUGUUUACAAAUCAAUCAUGAUAUACAAGAUUUUAUUUGCCCUUUUUGUACUCUAGUUCUCUUAAACCCAUAAAAUAAAGUUAUUGACUAAAUUGUUUAGUCCACUUUUUAAUAAUUUCUUUAAUUCAAAAAUGAAAAACACUUUUUAUUUCAUUGUCCAGUUAAACAUAAAGGAUCUUAAAUAGAAAUUAGAUGUUUAAGAAUAGAUGGAAAAGAUGGAUUAAAUGAAAUCACUUGGCCAGAUUAUGGAGAAUUACAAAUUAAUGGUGUCAAAUUGGCUGAGUUUAAACCACUUAGUAUCAAUUAUAGUGUUAAAAAAAGAAAAGAUGAUUCCAUUAAUAUAACUAAUCACAUUAAACAUAAUGAAUAAAAUCGUAUUACACUAAUUGAAUACAAAUCUACUGAAGAAUUGAAAAAAUAAUUUAGAAUUUAACAUUAAUGUAUUUAUUUUUUGGGUAUAUUUUCAAUUAAUUAGUUGAAUGCCAAAGAAUUUCUUAUGGAUAUCAAAUAAUAUCAUAAAAAUUACUUAAGUAUUGAAGAUUCAUUUAAAUUAUUCAAAUAAGAAUGUUCUACCAAUAAAGAUGUUAAAAUUAAAUCAAUUAGAAUCAGUCUAUUAUGUCCUAUUACACUUUAAUUAAUUAAUAUUCCAGCUAGAGGAAGAUUCUGUAAUCAUCUUCAGUGUUUUGAUUUGGAAAAUUUUAUUACAGCAAUUGAUGAUUAAAAAGAUAAAAAAAUUUGGAAAUGUCCUAUCUGUAAAUUAAAAUGUUUUAAAUUUUUAAUUGAUGAUUAUUAACAAAUAAUUUUAGAAUUGAUUUCUGAGAAUACUCUUCCAAAUAAAGAAGUUGAAUUCAAUGAAAAUGGAGAGAUCUCAGAUCUAAUACUUAGAGAAUUAUGUAAUGAACGUCUCAAAAAUUAAUUUUAAAUAAAUGAUAGAAUAAAAAAAUAAGUGAAAACUGAUUGA
This is a messenger RNA of Paramecium sonneborni, 1596 nucleotides long. Lineage: Eukaryota; Ciliophora; Oligohymenophorea; Peniculida; Parameciidae. The record is from the annotation of a GenBank genome assembly.